This is a messenger RNA of Acanthamoeba castellanii str. Neff, 942 nucleotides long. RefSeq names its product solute carrier family protein. Gene Ontology annotation, biological process: transmembrane transport. Lineage: Eukaryota; Discosea; Longamoebia; Acanthamoebidae. The transcript has 7 exons. The coding region runs from base 1 to 942 and encodes 313 amino acids. The record is from RefSeq and is a predicted model, not a curated record.
AUGAUGCACAUGCAGGGGGCGGGGAAGGGCGGGAAGGACGGGAAGGGAGGGGCCUCGUGGCGGCACAGCGUGUAUGGUGCCAUCUCUGGUGCCACUGCCCGAACAUGCGUCGCUCCGUUCGAACGCCUUAAAAUCCUGCUUGAGCUGCAAGGGAUGGAGAAGGCCCGAGGCCAGGCCACCACCACCGCGGGGCGGCCCAAGUACUCGGUGCUGCGCGGGCUCGGGGUGAUCCUGCGCGAGGAGGGCUGGCGCGGCUUCUACCGCGGCCACCUCACCAACCUGCUCCACGUCGCCCCGGCCGCCGCCGCCCGCUUCUACUCCUUCGAAGCCUACCGCAGCUGGCUGGUGCGCGAUGGAAAGCCGUUGCCGCCGCUCAAGCGUAUGCUGUGCGGCGCUCUGGCCGGCAUCACUUCGACCACCCUCACCUACCCGCUCGACCUGGUGCGGACGCGGUUGGCCGCGCAGACGCCCGACACACCGAUGCAGUACCGGUACAAGGGGAUCGGGGACUGUCUGGUCCAGAUCGUGAAGCAGGAGGGACCCCUGGCCUUCUGGAAGGGCCUCUCCGUGUCUCUCGUCGGCAUAGCGCCGUUUGUGGCGAUCAACUUCACGACGUUCGAGACGCUGAGGCAGGAGGUGACGGAGCGACACGGCGGCCAAAUGCCCCUCCUCUGGGGUCCCGUGUGCGGGGCCGCCUCGGGCACCUUUGCCAUGACCUGCACGUAUCCAUUCGAUCUGCUGCGACGGCGGAUGAUGCUGCAGGGCCGGGGAGGCGAGGAGCGCUUCUAUUCGUCGAUCUGGGACGCCUGCCGCAAGAUCCACCAGUUCGAGGGCGUGGGCGGCUUCUUCAAGGGCAUGAUCCCCACCUACCUCAAGGUGGUGCCGUCCGUGGCCAUCAGCUUCGGGACCUACGAGCUGUGCAAACGCGUGGGCGGCGAAUAA